Centrocercus urophasianus (Greater sage-grouse) is the source of this 2510-nucleotide messenger RNA. It is a transcript of the gene PPIG, whose product is annotated as peptidylprolyl isomerase G. The transcript is spliced from 12 exons. Gene Ontology annotation, cellular component: nucleus. The record is from RefSeq and is a predicted model, not a curated record. Gene Ontology annotation, molecular function: peptidyl-prolyl cis-trans isomerase activity. Lineage: Eukaryota; Metazoa; Chordata; Aves; Galliformes; Phasianidae. The coding region runs from base 109 to 2346 and encodes 745 amino acids. Gene Ontology annotation, biological process: protein folding; protein peptidyl-prolyl isomerization.
CUCCUUCCACUGACGCAGUCCGUGCCGCACCAGCUCUAACAUGGCGGCGAGGCGCUAAGGAGCGCGGGGCGACGCGGGCCGCGAGCGGGUAUUAAAAUUUUCGAAGCCAUGGGAGUAAAGGUCCAGAGACCUCGUUGCUUUUUCGACAUAGCCAUCAACAAUGUACCUGCUGGAAGAGUGGUCUUUGAACUAUUUUCAGAUGUGUGUCCAAAGACAUGUGAGAAUUUUCGCUGCCUUUGCACAGGUGAAAAGGGUACAGGAAAAUCCACCCAAAAGCCAUUGCAUUACAAAAGUUGUCUAUUUCACAGGGUAGUGAAAGAUUUUAUGAUCCAAGGCGGUGACUUCAGUGAAGGAAAUGGCAGGGGAGGAGAAUCCAUUUAUGGUGGCUUUUUUGAAGAUGAAAGCUUUGCUGUAAAGCACAACAAAGAAUUUCUUCUUUCAAUGGCCAACCGAGGAAAGGAUACAAAUGGUUCACAGUUCUUUAUAACUACUAAACCUACACCUCACUUAGAUGGACAUCAUGUUGUUUUUGGACAAGUCAUCUCAGGUCAAGAAGUUGUGAGAGAAAUAGAAAACCAGAAAACAGAUGCGUCUAGUAAACCAUAUGCUGAAGUACGCAUACUGAGUUGUGGAGAGUUGAUUCCAAAAUCCAAAGCCAAGAAAGAAGACAAGAAAAGGCACAAGUCGUCUUCCUCAUCCAGCGACUCAGAAAGUUCAAGUGAUUCAGAAUCAUCUUCUGAUUCGUCAUCGGAUUCUGAGAGUGCUUCAGAAGAGAAAUCUAAAAAGCGAAAAAAGAAACACAAGAAAAAUUCCAAGAAACAUAAGAAGGAAAAGAAAAAGAGAAAGAAAAGCAAGAAAAGGUCAGUAUUGAGGGUUGUUUUUUGUUUUUUGCUUUUUCUAACAUAUUCCUGUGCAGUAUUGUUUUCCUAUCCUGUAACAACACAAAGAUAUGAAGUUGUCUUUAUCUUCUUUCCUUCUUUGAUGUUACAAACAAUACUGAUUUUUAUUUUUAGUAAUCUAUCGAAUUCCCAGUCAACAUACCAGAGAAGGCUGCUGGUGACAAGAUCGGGAAGGAAAAUAAAAGGAAGAGGACCAAGGCGUUACCGGACUCCUUCCAGAUCCAGGUCAAGAGAUCGAUUCCGACGCAGUGAAACUCCUCCACAUUGGAGGCAAGAAAUGCAAAGAGCUCAAAGAAUGAGAGUGUCAAGUGGAGAAAGAUGGAUAAAAGGAGACAAGAGUGAAAUAAAUGAAAUCAGGAAAGAUAAUCAAAAAAGCCCAGGAAGAGGAAGGGAGAGAAAAACAUCAGACCACAGACAAGUUUCUGAAAGUCCAAGCAGAAGAGGGGAAAAAGAGAAGAAAAAAGAUCAUAAAUCCAGCAGUAAAGACAGGGAGACGAGAAGAAAUUUGGAAAAAGAUGACAAGCAUAAUAGAAGCAAGACCAAGAAAAGAGGCAAAUCUAGAAGCCAUAGUAAAAGCAGAGAGAAAUCAAGAAGUAAAGAAAGAGACUCCAAACACAGCAGACAUGAUGAGAAGAGAAGAUCAAGAAGCAAAGAGAGGGACCGUGAGAAAGACAGAGAAAAAGAAAAGCACUAUGAUUCUAGAGGGAGAGAUAAAGAAAGAAGUAGGAGUAAAGAGAGAAGCAGAAGGGCAGGUUCAAGAAGUAAUGAACAUGACCAUAGGAAGAGUAAAGACAGGGAGAAACACAAAUCAAGAAGCAGAGAGCGUGAGCAUGCUAGAGGAAAACAUAGUUCCAGCAGUAGAACAAGGGAACGAAGCAAAAGCAGAGAGAGGGGUAGAAGGGGUAGAUCAAGAAGCAGAGACAGAGAUCGCAGUCGAAGUAAGGAAUAUUCAAGGAACAGGGAUAGAGAAUCAAGAAGAAGACGAUCAAGAAGCAGAGAAAGGAGAGGUACACCAGAUAGAUACAGAGGAAGAGAAAAUAGGAGGAGGAGAAACUCGAGGAGCUCAGAGAGAGAGGAAAGUCAGAGCAGAAACAGAGAAAGAUACUCAAAUAGAGAAAGUAGAAGCUCAUAUAGGAGGAAUGAUAGUGAAAGCCAAAGGAAGAGGCAUUCAAAAAGCCAUGAAAGUAGCAGUCCUGAAUCCAGUAAAGGUAAGAAGUCUAGUAGAGAUCAAGAUAGAAGUCCAGAUUCAAAAAAGAGACCAAGUAGCAAAGAGAGAGAAUCAAAAUCGUACUCACACAGGAGUAAUGAAAAGGAAAAGACCAGAUCCUCAGCUGAAAAAGAAAUUAACCAAAAAUCAGAGAGUCAGGACAGAGAUCAUGCCCCUAGUAAGGAUAAGAAAUCUGAUCGUGAAACAAGUCCUGGAACAGAUGAUGACAGGCAUGGAUGAGUGUUUGGACUUAAUGUUUCCAUUGUCUCAAAGUUUUAGAGACGUUUUGAGGAACGCCUUUUUUUAAGAUGUGGACUUCAGUUUGGUCUUUUGAUAAUCUAAAACCUGGAUCAUUUGUACUGCUAAAGUUUUAAUAAACUUGAAAUGAAAAAUUCUACGUGUAA